ACUGUCUCAUCCCACAUUUGUUGUUCGUGACUUGAUCUUCAACCGUCUUGUAUGGUAACUUUGGUCCCCCUUGCAAAAGGGAUUUUGACCUCAAUGGGGUAUUCCAAGUUAAAUAAAGGUUAGGAAAAAGAAGCCCAUGGGCAUAUAAACUGUCCUCAAAGGUACGGUACUUUUCCAGAGUACAGCCCUGCCUCCUUUUAGCCCGGCCCCCACAUCCCAUGAGCAAUGUUUUGUUUACAAAUGUCAGCCACGUGUGUGCGGCUGGUAUAAAACUCCCACAGUCAUAUCUACAGUUUCACUUUUGAGGAAUAUUCAUGCAUCCACUGAGAGGAGUUUACAGGAAUAGCAGUUUCAAGGUUGUGAAGCAGAUGGGUUUUAACGGGGCAGAUUUGCCACGUAAAUGUGGACUGUUCUGUCUGGGACCCCUGGCUUUCCACACCGGGGCUGUGGGGGACAGGAUCACCUUAACCUGUGGGGCCAGGUGUGCAGAGAGAGCUUGGGAUACCUUCCGGAAUGGUGUGGUCUUCAGCAACCGUCCGGUGCGGGUCAGGGAGAAGGUGCGACUGCGAGUGGACCGCAGCACCAGUCACUGGACAGGGGCACUUCGGGUGGGCUUCACCACCAUCCAGCCGGCCCACGGGCCCCCAGCAGACAUGGCCAUUCCCAACCUCACCAAACAGCCUGGGUACUGGGCCGUCCCUUUGCCUGAGGAUUGUGCCUGGCCCGGCUCCGAGCUACAGUUCUGGGUCAACCGGAAGGGUAGGCUGAUGUACAGGGGGCAAGAUGGCCAGAAGUACCAGCUGCUGGUGGGACUGGACAUCAGCAGGCCCCUAUGGGCUAUGAUUGACUUGUAUGGGCAGACCUGCACUGUGGCUUUAUUAGGCUCAGAGAAAAAGUGUCUUUUUGGCACCAAGAAGUCCUGCCCCACCUUUGCCCUGCCCCCUCCCUCCCAUGGAGACUGCUGGUCAUGUAAGAAAAGCCCACCAUCUCCUGAACUGUUUGAGAACAACCAUAGUCGCUGUCCUUCUAUCAUUGACAACCAACGGACAGAGGAUUUCGACACACUGGAGGACUGCGUUGUCUGCAUGUCCAGGGAGGCCUGUGUCAUCCUGCGCUGUGGGCACCAGUGCCUGUGCAUGUCAUGUGCCAAUAGAGUUGUGACAGAUUUUGGAACCUGCCCACUUUGCCGACAGCCCAUCACGCAACGGCGGAUCAAAUCCAUGCAAAUUACCUGAGACUGCCAGGUAGCUGCUGAAGGACUCCAAAGCCAUAUGGCACAAUCUGAAGAUGAACCAGACCAUGACGUACUUUGGCAUUGUGUGGCAGUGACUGAAAUGUUUUGUGGGCGGGGGAGGGGACUUCCAAACUGGUAGUACUGUUGCUGUUGUUAACAAGAUGUAUCUCUCGCAGUGGAAAAACCAGUUUGAAUUAAAUUCCUAACACACUUCACAAGCAAAAUGUGUUCAGGGAUGUAUGGACUUUUAACCAUGAACCAUGAAAUAAGCUAAUAAUACCAUCCAUAAAUACCAAUGAGUAGACACCAUAAUAUAUCAUCAUGGUUUGAUCACAAUUGCUGAGGUUUUUUUUUUUUAUUUACUUGAAAUUAAUGUAAAUGUGAAUGUUUCAUUGUUGGUGAAAAAUGACUGUGAAAAUAUUAUUUAAACCAACCAUGACUUUGGAUGAAUGCUAGACUGCAAUGUCUGGAGCAUGCUAUUCCCAUGGAAUUUGU
Anguilla anguilla (European eel) is the source of this 1729-nucleotide messenger RNA. RefSeq names its product E3 ubiquitin-protein ligase NEURL3. NCBI's taxonomy places the organism in Eukaryota, Metazoa, Chordata, Actinopteri, Anguilliformes, Anguillidae. The record is from RefSeq and is a predicted model, not a curated record. Gene Ontology annotation, molecular function: ubiquitin protein ligase activity. The transcript is spliced from 4 exons. Bases 315 to 1235 code for a protein of 306 amino acids.